AUGGCUAAACCUCUAAGAAUGCAGGCCUUUGGCUGCUUUCUUAUUUUCUCUUCUCUCUUGUCUACCUUCUCUUUUGCCUUAACACACCACGAAGCAUCCCUUAUUGCUAGGCGACAGCUCUUAACGCUCCCGGAAAAUGGCGAGCUUCCUGAUGAUCUCGAAUUUCAAAUUGACCUGAAAGUAACUUUUGCAAACCACAGGCUGAAGAGAGCUUAUGUUGCUCUUCAGGCCUUGAAAAAAGCUAUCUACUCUGACCCUUUUAACACAACAGGCAACUGGUUUGGUCCUCAUGUUUGUGAAUACAAUGGAGUCUUUUGCGCUCAGGCGCUUGAUGAUCCAAAACUGACUGUUGUCGCUGGUAUUGAUCUUAAUGGUGCUGAUAUCGCUGGUUACCUUCCGGCUGAGCUCGGGCUCAUGACAGAUCUCAGCCUGUUACAUAUUAAUUCUAACAGGUUCUGUGGUGUUGUCCCCAAAACUGUAUCCAAGCUCACGCUUAUGCACGAAUUUGAUAUCAGCAACAACCGUUUUGUUGGACCUUUCCCCACAGUUGUGCUAACAUGGCCAGCCCUGAAAUACCUCGACAUCAGAUUCAACGACUUCGAAGGCGAAUUGCCAUCUGAAGUCUUCGAGAAAGAUCUCGAUGCCAUCUUCUUGAACAAUAAUAGGUUCACUUCUGGCAUCCCCGAAUCAAUAGGCAAAUCCACCGCCUCUGUUAUAUCAUUUGCUCAUAACAAAUUUAUCGGCUGCCUUCCCAAAAGCAUCGGAAAGAUGACGAAUUUGAAUGAGAUUCUCUUCAUAGGCAACGCACUUGGCGGUUGUAUGCCGUCUGAGCUCGGAUCACUCAUCAAUGUCACCGUCUUUGAUGUAAGCUCCAACAGAUUUACCGGCGUGUUGCCACAAAGCUUUUCAGGCCUGAAAAGUGUUGAGCAUUUGGACAUUUCACACAAUAAGCUAACUGGGUUUGUGCCUGAGAAUGUUUGCAAGUUACCAAGCUUGGCAAAUUUCACUUUCUCUUUUAAUUACUUUAAUGGGGAGGCUCAAGCUUGCAUACCAUCUUCUGGGAAGAGCAUAAUAUUGGAUGAUACGAGCAAUUGUUUGCCUGAUCGGCCAAAGCAGAAAUCUGCCAAGGAAUGUGUGCCAGUGGUGAGUCGUCCGGUGGAUUGUAGUAAGGAUAAAUGUGCUGGAGGAUCUUCUCCCUCAAAACCCAGAUCGCCAUCUGAGCCUCGGAAACCAUCGCCUAAACCAUCACCACCUCAAAAUCCAAACCCACCUGAACAGAAGGUAAAGCCACCGGCUCCUACCCCUGGAACCAAGCCACCAGUUGGACCAAAACCAAUUGAACCAGUUUCACCAUCAUCACCAAAACCAUCACCAGCACCAAAGCCACCAAAGGAANUACCUGGAGAGGAUGACCCUCAUGACUUGUCUCCUAAGCCUAAACGACGUUCACCACCACCACCAUUUACACAACCAUUAGACCAGUCUUCACCACCACCUCCACCACCAGUACAAUCACCGCCACCGCCACCGGUUUACUCCCCACCACCACCUGUCUAUUCUCCUCCACCACCUCGGGUCUUCUCUCCUCCACCACCAUCCCCACCACCACCAUCUCCACCACCACCUGUUCAUUCCCCACCACCACCAUCUCCACCACCACCGGUUCAUUCUCCUCCACCACCAUCCCCACCACCACCAUCUCCAUCCCCACCACCACCAUCUCCAUCCCCACCACCACCAUCCCCAUCACCACCACCACCUUCUCCAUCCCCACCACCACCUUCUCCAUCCCCACCACCACCAUCCCCAUCUCCCCCACCACCAUCUCCAUCACCACCACCACCGUCCCCAUCUCCCCCACCACCGUCUCCAUCACCACCACCACCAGUUUACUCCCCACCACCGCCAGUCUACUCUCCACCUCCACCACCACCCGUUUUCUCUCCUCCACCUCCAGUUCACUCCCCACCACCACCCGUUUUCUCUCCUCCACCUCCAGUCCAUUCACCACCACCACCACCACCACCACCACCCUCACUUCCAUCUCCUGAUCCUUCUUUUGAUACUCCACCUUCAGACGACGACUUUAUCCUUCCACCAACAAUUGGAUUCCAAUACGCAUCACCACCUCCACCAAUUUUCCCAGGCUACUAA
Messenger RNA from Carica papaya (papaya), 2154 nucleotides. NCBI's taxonomy places the organism in Eukaryota, Viridiplantae, Streptophyta, Magnoliopsida, Brassicales, Caricaceae. The record is from RefSeq and is a predicted model, not a curated record.